UGCUGCAAGAGCAGCGGUCGCCUGGACAACGGGAGAGGCGGCGGGAGUGAGGCCGGAUCGCGGGGGAAGUGGAGUCUGUAACCCGGGGGAAGGAGGUCGGAUCCCGGGGAGAGGCGGCGGGAGUGAGGCCGGAUCGCGGGGGAAGCGGAGUCUGUAACCCGGGGGAAGGAGGUCGGAUCCCGGGGAGAGGCGGCGGGAGUGAGGCCGGAUCGCGGGGGAAGCGGAGUCUGUAACCCGGGGGAAGGAGGUCGGAUCCCGGGGAGAGGCGGCGGGAGUGAGGCCGGAUCGCGGGGGAAGCGGAGUCUGUAACCCGGGGGAAGGAGGUCGGAUCCCGGGGAGAGGCGGCGGGAGUGAGGCCGGAUCGCGGGGGAAGCGGAGUCUGUAACCCGGAGGAAGAAGGUCGGAUCCCGGGGGAGAGGCGGCGAAGCCCGGGGGCGGGCAGCGGGAGCCGGGCUGAGGGCCACCCCGACGGGAGCCGCGCACUCUGGCCGAUGGAUCUGCUGCGGUCGCUCGGACACCCGGAGGAGCUGCUGAACCUGAUCAAGUACAAGCUGGGGCCCGGGCCCGGCGGCCCGCGGGCGGUGCACCAAAGACGAGGGGAGAGCCAGUGAGAUUGCGUCUGAUGCAGACCUGUUGUGGCGGUAGGCAAAUUGCAGCGGGUCCAGGUCCUUGCUCAAGCAGGAGUUAAAUCUCGCCAUGACCAACCUUCAAAGCACUUCAUCACAGUAGAUGACUCGAUAAGCGAGACCUUGAAAACCUGCUACGUAUAUCUGAACCAGACAAGCCGCAGUUUUGCUGCCGUCAUUCAAGCACUGGAUGGAGACUUAAGGCAGGCAGUGUGCAUCUUCUACCUGGUGCUACGGGCUCUCGACACAGUGGAGGACGAUAUGUCCAUUCCUCUGGAGGAAAAGGUCCCCAUGUUGCAGAAUUUCCACACUUACCUGUACCAGCCGGAGUGGAGGUACAGCCAGAGUCAGGAGAAGGAUCGCCAGGUGCUGCAGGAUUUCCCAUCGAUCUCGCUGGAGUUUCGCUCACUGGCCAAGGUUUACCAGGAUGUGAUUGCUAAUAUUUGCCACAAGAUGGGAUUGGGAAUGGCAGAAUUCUUGGAGAAGAGAGUUGAGUCGAUCAAGGAAUGGGACACGUACUGCCACUACGUGGCUGGCCUAGUGGGCAUUGGCCUAUCCCGUUUAUUCGCAGCCUCUGAGCUGGAGGAUCCUGUCGUUGGGGAGGACACAGAGCUGGCGAAUUCCAUGGGCCUCUUCCUGCAGAAAACAAACAUCAUUCGGGAUUACCUGGAAGACCAGCAAGAGGGUCGUGAGUUUUGGCCCCAAGAGGUGUGGAGUAAGUACGCAGAGAAGCUGUCUGACUUCACCAGGCCCCCAAACAUUCAGGCAGCGCUGCAGUGCCUGAACGAGCUGAUAACCAAUGCUCUACAACAUGUCCCAGACGUCAUCAAGUACUUGUCUCGACUCCAUAACCAGAGCGUUUUCAAUUUCUGUGCUAUUCCACAGGUGAUGGCCAUUGCCACUCUGGCUGCUUGUUACAACAACCCACAGGUUUUCCGUGGUGUGGUGAAGAUCCGGAAAGGUCAGGCUGUCACACUGAUGCUGGAGGCCACGAAUAUGGAGGCUGUGAAAGGAAUGUUUCGACAGUACUCUCGAGUGAUUGGACAGAAGGUUCCAGGCACAGGGAGCUCUGGAGCUGGAACACGGCAGAUUGUGAUGAAGGUGGAGACACUGAGCCAGAGUGAAAGGGAGCUGAUGUCCCGAAGUAACCUCUCUCCCAUUUACCUGUCGCUGGCCAUGUUCCUGGUGGCUGUUAGCUGGCAGUACUGGCAGACCCUGACUCGCAGUUCGGAGGAGUACAGGCACAGCCAGUGAGUAGCUUUGCCUCUAUCAAAAGUUCAGCUUUUCCUAAUUCAACAUGGGGUCUGGAGCAGGAGAACUUCCCUGCAGGAGACAGGACAAUUCCCACAGGAUCAUUCGUGCUGUUACAUCAUGUAGGGAAGCUUCUGGUCAGACCAAAGUUGGACAGCAGCAGCCCCUGUAACAAGCCCACCCCACCCCACCCCACCCCACCCCACCCCAGGCCUGGGUGUUACAGCUGUGCACAUUCUGAUCAACACUAAGCCCAGGGAAGGCGCUAGAGGUGAGGAUACGAAGACCUGUGUUAAUGUAAAACAUUUGCUUGGAUGCUUUAUAGAGUCUCAACUGGAACUUGGACUGGUUUCCACAGCCUGUUUGAUGGGACUGUGUAGUGGGAAUCUUACUUUAUGUCUAAUCUGUAUUUUUUUGUGAGGGGACAGUGUAGAAGAAGCUUUAUCUCUACCUAACCCAUGCUAUCCCUGCCCUGCAUCCAAGUUUAGGACUGUCGCUGGAACCUUGUUCUUGUUUUGGGAGAAUUGGGUCAGGGGUCACUUUUUUCUGCAUAAAACUUGCUGAUUGAGUUGAUUAAUGUAAUAAAUCAUUUUACAUGUU
This is a messenger RNA of Pristis pectinata (smalltooth sawfish), 2477 nucleotides long. It is a transcript of the gene fdft1, whose product is annotated as farnesyl-diphosphate farnesyltransferase 1. Gene Ontology annotation, molecular function: squalene synthase [NAD(P)H] activity. The coding region runs from base 888 to 1880 and encodes 330 amino acids. The transcript is spliced from 9 exons. The record is from RefSeq and is a predicted model, not a curated record. Gene Ontology annotation, biological process: farnesyl diphosphate metabolic process; cholesterol biosynthetic process. Gene Ontology annotation, cellular component: endoplasmic reticulum membrane. NCBI's taxonomy places the organism in Eukaryota, Metazoa, Chordata, Chondrichthyes, Rhinopristiformes, Pristidae.